Messenger RNA from Phytophthora nicotianae INRA-310, 1170 nucleotides. RefSeq lists its product as hypothetical. Bases 1 to 1170 code for a protein of 389 amino acids. The transcript has 5 exons. The record is from RefSeq and is a predicted model, not a curated record. Lineage: Eukaryota; Oomycota; Peronosporomycetes; Peronosporales; Peronosporaceae.
AUGUUCUUCGCGAUCGCGAGCAGCGUCGAGGAAGUCGCGAGACCGCUUCAACUCGGUGGCGUGGCUGCCAUCGGGGUACGCAAGUGGGACGCCAGCUGGGAAGGGACAUUGAAGUGGAACGCGAUGAUGUUAAAAGAUCACUCCGAGAAUCGACGGACAAUGGAGAGUUGGCUAGCGUGGGCUGGGGCCGUGGAGUGCCGCUGCAGGCAUCGUAGUGUUGGUGGUAACUACUCCGCUAAGGAACGUCUCGUGGGCGUUCCUGGACAGCGUCGUCGACAGCUGAAGGACGGUUUACUUCUUCUGGUACAGAUAUCUCGAAGCAGCGCGGAACGCGAAUGCCUCUGCGCUACCUCCUCUCGAGUAUGCGUGCGCCCUAGUCUCGUUGGCGCUCCUGAUCCCGAUUGCUGUACUGCAAGAUUACGGUUUGGGAUAACAGGACGGCUGUGCUUGAGGUGGUGCGAGACGUUCCACCACUCGCGCUGUAUGUUCGUUCCUGACGCGAUCCAGCUACUCUGGGUGUUGACCUGCAAGUACGCGCGAGCUACGGGAGAAGCUGCGAUGGCGGUGAUCGAGAGGACAGGUCAUUUCUUAGUGGGUACCUAUUUGACGGCCGCGCGGUUACAGUCUAUGCUAGUGUACCUGCCCCGAUUGGUGUACGAGAGUGUGGAAGGCGUGCUAGGCGGUUGGAUCGGCGUGGCGUUCGUUACAUUCGUGGUGGAUGUCUACCUCGAGUUUACAGUAGAAAGCUGCUACUGGAGUGUGGCUGUUCUAGUGGUUGGCUGCUAUAGUCAUGGCCUACGGGAUUACGGGGCGUGGCGCUUCGAAGAAAUGGAGCGCGCCAGCUUGGAGCGUCUACGCGGGGUGCAAGCGAAAGGAACGCCUACGGAGGCUCAAGCUGCGAGUGCGACGUCGAAUGGAACGCCGAAGGGUGGCGUUCCAGAAGUGUCCGCUGAUAGGACCGUGCGACCGUCGUCGGGCGGAGCGGCUCGGCGAGGGCGCCGAGGAUUAGUCGGGGAGAAUUGCCACGGUCUACAGUUAGAUGGAGGACUCGCUAUCCUCGUGGAUUGUAUCCAGAAGGUCUGCAACUACAGGCUCAACGGGCUACAUCCUACAAGCAAGGGCAAGAGGAGCAGACGGCGGCGUUCCAUGUCUAGAGUGGGUCUGGAGUGA